This is a messenger RNA of Solanum pennellii, 4322 nucleotides long. RefSeq names its product pentatricopeptide repeat-containing protein At4g33990. The coding region runs from base 796 to 3291 and encodes 831 amino acids. The record is from RefSeq and is a predicted model, not a curated record. Gene Ontology annotation, molecular function: zinc ion binding; RNA binding; protein binding. The transcript has 5 exons. Lineage: Eukaryota; Viridiplantae; Streptophyta; Magnoliopsida; Solanales; Solanaceae. Gene Ontology annotation, biological process: RNA modification.
CACUUUUUUCCACCUAUCCCUCAAUUUACUCCUCUAACUUGUUCCCUUUGCCAAUUUUCCAGUGAAAAGUCACCUCUCUGCUGUGCCCCAUCUUCUCCUACAAGCCUACACACCAGAAAACCAGCUAAAGAAAGGACCUCCAAGUCCCAAAACCCCCUUCCUUUUCCCUUUACCAUUUCCGUCAAAACACCUCCACGCUCCUACCAUCUUCUUCGACCAACCAACAACCUCAGCCCCUUUCUUCAGCCACCAAACGACAAAACCCCAAACCCCACCUGAAACCGAUACCAGACCCCACUAUUCUCUUCCUCUCUCCGGCAAAAACCAGACCCAAACAGACUUACUUUGACAAACAGCAGCUCCAAACCGUAACUCCAACAAGAAGUUUUUCCUUGGUUUCAAAAACAACAACAUAGCCAAUGUGAUCUCACAAGUGGAGUCUGGGCAAGCAAAUUUAUAAGAGAAAAAACAAGCUUCUUACUUAUGCAACUGUCUCGCUCUUUCUUGAAUUGGCAGCUGAUUGGUUCUGGUUUGCAAAGAAAAAAAAUGUUUGAUUGAUCAUAUAGUGAUUGUAACAUGGGUAUGCUUGUCAUUCUAUAAAAAUGUGAUUGUAAUGUAGUUUGUUAAAUGUGAUGCCACAUUUUUAACCUUUUUGAACUCACUACAUAGGAAUGUUUAAGCUGUCAUUUGAAGAAAUGACAAUCUUAGUUUUGUUGGAACAACUGGUGCUACUUUUUGGUUGCACAAACAGGCUGGUAAGGAGAGUGCCUAUAUCUUGUCAAGAUCAAUAGUGCCAUGUCUGUGCUGAGGUCAAUAUUGCCAUGUCACAGAGACAGAUUAUUAUUGGCCUUCAAAGGCUGGCGUUCCACAAAAUCUCUGUCAUUCUCCUCUUUCUGGUGCAAGUUAUACUCAAGUGGAAGUUACAAUGAGGUAUUAUCAAAUGGUGUUGCAAGCAAGAAAAAAGAGUUCGAUUUUGAGCAUUUAUUCCACUCCUGUACCAAAAUCUACAUUUUGAAGUGCCUUCAUGCCCUUCUCAUUGUGUCAGGGAAGGCUCAGAGUAUCUUUAUUGGCACUAGACUUGUGAAUCUUUAUGCUCACUUGGGUGAUGUUUCUUUGUCACAGAAGACUUUCUGCAUGAUAGAGAAUAAAGAUGCUUAUACUUGGAAUUCUAUGAUAUCGUCUUAUGUUCGUAAUGGCCAUUUCUUGGAAUCCCUGAAUUGUUUGAAUGAAAUGUUGUCCACAGCUGAUGUUAAGCCUGACUUUUACACUUUUCCUCCAGUGUUGAAAGCUUGUAAUAGUAUAAUUGAUGGUGUAAGGAUACACUGCUGGGCUUCAAAACUUGGGUUAGAGUGGGAUGUGUUUGUAGCUGCCUCCUUGGUGCAUAUGUAUUGCCGUUUCCAAUCUUCUGGUAUUGCUUUUAGAAUUUUUAAGGACAUGCCUUAUCGAGAUAUGGGUUGUUGGAAUGCUAUGAUAUCUGGGUUUUGUCAGAAUGGAAAUGCUACAGAGGCAUUGAGCUUGUUGGAUGAGAUGAGAUUAGAGGGUAUAAAAAUGGAUACAGUGACUAUUGCGGUAGUACUUCCUACAUGUGCACAUCUUGGUGAUAUUGUGCAUGGAAUGUCAAUUCACUUGUAUGUUAUAAAGCAUGGCCUAGAAUUAGAUGUCUUUGUGUCGAAUGCUUUAAUAAACAUGUAUGCCAGAUUUGGUGAGCUAAGUUAUGCACAAAAAGUAUUUGAUGGUAUGAUGGUAGUGAGAGAUUUAGUAUCAUGGAACUCUUUAAUUGCUGCAUACGAGCAGAAUAAUGUUCCCGAAAAAGCACUGAAGUACUUUCAAGAGAUGAUGAUAAAUGGGGUUCAGCCUGACUUGUUGACAUUGGUGAGCUUAGCUUCUAGUAUUGCUCAAACCAAAAGUUUUCGUUCUUGCAGAUCGGUUCAUGGAUUUGUAUUAAGGAGAUCUUGGAUUCAGGUAGAUAUUAUUAUGGGUAAUGCUGUUGUGGAUAUGUACGCGAAGUUGGGUCUUAUUCAUUGUAGUCGUAAGGUUUUUGACGAGAUCCCUAUCAAGGAUGUAGUGUCAUGGAACUCAAUGAUCACAGGUUAUGCUCAAAAUGGACUCGCAAGUGAGGCUAUUGAAAUUUACAACAUGCUGAAAGAGUGCGACGACAUAGAACCAAACCAAGGAACUUGGGUGAGCAUUUUGCCAGCUUAUGCUCAUCUAGGGGCACUGCAAGAAGGAACAAGGACUCAUGGGCAUGUUUUCAAAGUAGCUCUUAAUUUGGACGUCUUUGUUAGUACGUCCCUCAUUGACCUUUAUGGAAAAUGUGGAAAACUGGAUGAAGCCAUGUUAUUGUUUCAUGAGGUGCCUAGAAUGACUUCAGUCCCUUGGAAUGCCAUAAUAUCAUGUCAUGGUAUUCAUGGAAAUGGUAGGGUUUCUCUGAAACUGUUUAAUGAUAUGCUGAAUGCAGGUAUUAAACCAGAUCAUGUAACAUUUUUAUCUCUAUUGGCUGCUUGUAGCCAUUCAGGCUUAGUUGAUGAGGGUAAAACUUACUUUCAUAUGAUGGAGCAAGAGUUUGGCAUUAAACCUGGUCUAAAGCACUAUGGCUGCAUGGCUGAUCUGCUUGCCAGGGCUGGGGGCCUAGAAACAGCAUACCAAUUUAUAAAAAACAUGCCUUUGCAACCGGAUGCUUCAGUUUGGGGUGCUCUUCUUGGUGCAUGUAGAGUACAUGGAAAUGUUGAGCUGGGUAAAUUGGCUUCCGAUAAUUUGUUUGAAGUUGAUCCAGAGAAUGUUGGCUACUAUGUAGUGCUGUCCAACAUCUAUGCUAAUUAUGGGAGCUGGGAGGGGGUGAAUGAAGUGAGAUCAUUGGCUAGAGACAAGGGGUUGAAGAAGACUCCAGGAUGGAGCUCAAUUGACCUAAACAAUAAGAUUGAAGUAUUUUAUACAGGAAACCAGUCUCAUCCACAAUGCCACGAGAUAUAUGAGGAAUUAGGUAUUUUAACUGCUAAGAUCAAGACCUUAGGUUAUACUCCAGAUUAUACCUUUGUAUUACAAGAUGUCGAGGAGGACGAGAAGGAACAAAUCCUUACCAGUCAUAGUGAGAGAUUGGCUAUUGCUUAUGGAAUUCUUAGCACUCCUCCUAAAAGUCCUUUACGGAUCUAUAAAAAUUUACGGGUUUGUGGCGACUGCCACAAUGUAACUAAACUAAUUUCUAAGAUUACAGAGAGAGAGAUUAUUGUAAGGGACUCCAAUCGUUUUCAUCACUUCAAGAAUGGUGUUUGUUCAUGUGGGGAUUACUGGUAACAUACACCCAUAGUUCUGCAGAGAAAUUUAAACCUUUUAAGGUUGGCAUCAUUAUGCUGUAGCUGCUGCAAGAAAUGUAAUUUGUUCUUUUCAAGCUGUUGUACUGUACUGUGAUUGAUGAAUCCUCACAGUCGUUCUUUUUCUGGAAUUCACUCUUCCCUGUUCUUGGUCUGAAAAUAAGGAAAGGUCUUUCAAAUUUAAACUUGAUUUUGGUUCGCUACCAAUUCAUUGAUUAAAGUUAAGAACUCAUCAAUUUGCAAAACAAAAUCAGGAUUUGGCCGAAAAAGAAGCAUGACUACGACCUAUGGAUACCAUGACCAAUCACCAUCGAUAAAGAAGUAUCUUUCUAAAUCACUUCGUGUCUUCACGCAUCCAAAAUACACUGGGAAUGGAACAGAGAUUUUUACGGAGACUUGACAAAGGUAUAUGUGUAUAUCAGUUUCUUGGUUGUGCUGGUCGAUCUCAAACAAUGCUUAUGCUCCAUUUCACCAGUCUAAAAAUGAGAAGUGUCUUAUAAUUGAAUUUGCUGAUUAUUUCAUGUCUCGAAUCUAGGCUUCAACAUCGAUUACCGUCGCAACAGGAUAGCAGAAAAUAUUAUCAGGAACUUUACCAAGUCAUGCUGUAAUUUUUCAUCUUGGCUGGUUCCAUGUUUCGAUCUCUUGUGCAGUGUUAUCAACUGUUCAAGCACGAGACUGGCAGACGGUGAACCAAAAUCAGAGGCUAUGGCCACCCCAGAUGUUCGCCGAAGGUAAAAGAUAUUGGAAGAAUUCAAACCUCUGUAAGUGGAGAAGUGUUCUGCUCCCAAGCUGCUACCAGAGCAAAUAGGAAAAUGGUGUAUACAAUAGAGAUAUCAGAAUAUCAUUUGUUGCUUUAUGUAUAGCAUGUUUUGCCUUAUUGUUCUACAGAACUGUAUGGUGUGUAUUUGUUAGAUUGUAAGGCCUCGAAAUGAUGGUUGUUGAUCACUUUUCAGUUGAAAUACCAUUGUAGCGACUAUUUUUCAAUUAUAGGAGCUGAGAAGUUCUAUUUGUGAA